Messenger RNA from Passer domesticus (house sparrow), 13437 nucleotides. RefSeq names its product syntrophin gamma 2 (gene SNTG2). The record is from RefSeq and is a predicted model, not a curated record. Bases 888 to 2498 code for a protein of 536 amino acids. Gene Ontology annotation, molecular function: protein binding; structural molecule activity. The transcript has 19 exons. Gene Ontology annotation, cellular component: intracellular anatomical structure; dystrophin-associated glycoprotein complex. NCBI's taxonomy places the organism in Eukaryota, Metazoa, Chordata, Aves, Passeriformes, Passeridae.
AACUGCCUCAUGGAUCAGACACAAGGGCUUAUCAUGAAUCGGUGACAUCAGACUGGGGACUUUCACUAGUGGGGUUCUACAGGUGCCAUCCUCAGCCCUGUGCUCUUCAACAUCUUCAUGAACAGCUUGGAUGCAGGACUUGAAGGGGCACUGAGCAAAUUCACAAAUGAUACAAAACUGGGAGGAGCUGUUGACUCCCUUGAGGGCAGAGAGGCCCUGCAGAGAGACCUCGACAGAUCAGAGGGCUGGGCAAUCACCAAACAUAGGAAGUUCAACAAGUGCUGGGUUCUAAACCUGGCGUGGGGCAACUCUGGCUGUACAGACAGACUGGAGAAUGAGAUUCUAUAAAGCAGUGGCAUGGAAAGGGACCUCGAAGUCCUGUUGACAGAAAGUGAACACGAGUCAGCAGUGCCCUGGCAGCCAGGAGGGCCAGCCCUGUCCUGAGGUACAUCAGGCCCAGCAUCACCAGCCGGGCAAGGGAGGGGAUUGUCCUGCUCUCCCCUGCCCUGGACAGCCUCACCUUGAAUAUUGUGUGCAGUUUUGGACACCACAAUGUAAGAAGGAUAUAACUUAUUAGAGAGUGUCCAAAGGAGAGCAACAAAGAUGGUGAAGGUCCUUGAUGGGAAGCUGUAUGAGGAGUGACUGAGGGCACUUGGUCUGUUCAGCCUGGAGGAGACUGAGGGGAGGCCUCAAUGCAGUUACAUUCCUUGUCCUCCUUCCUUGUGAGGGGAAGAGGAGGGCAGCCCCUGAUCUCUUGUCUGUGGUGACAAGACCCAAGGAAAUGGCCUGAAGUUGUGUCAGGGAGGUUGAGAAUGUUGAGAAACUGGAAGAGGCCAGGUAAAUGUGGUUAGUUCAAAUACAGAGGAAGAAUUCAUCUUCUACAGAAAAUGACCAGGGUGGAGGAGAAGGGCAUCUUGAACUUCUGCCUUCUGCUGACUAAAACUGGUAUUGCAUUGUUGUAUGAUGAAGUAUCUGAAAAUGCUUAUGACAUCCGACUGAAGCUUACAAAAGAGGUAUUAACAAUUCAAAAACAAGAUGUCGUCUGUGUUAGUGGAAGUGAUCACAGUGCAAAUCACAGAACUGUUACACUUCGUAGACAACCAGUUGGUGGCUUGGGCUUAAGCAUAAAGGGUGGUGCUGAGCACAAAGUGCCUGUCGUCAUAUCAAAAAUAUUUAAAAACCAAGCAGCUGAACAGACAGGAAUGUUAUUUAUAGGAGAUGCAAUAAUACAGGUUAAUGGUAUAAAUGUAGAAAGUGCUACCCAUGAAGAAGUGGUACAUCUACUGCGAAAUGCUGGCGAUGAAGUUACCAUCACAGUUCAAUACCUCAGGGACGCUCCAUCAUUUUUAAAGCUCCCAUUAGGUUCCCCUGGACCAUCCAGUGAUCACAGCAGUGGAACUUCAUCACCUCUCUUUGACAGUGCCUUACAUUUAAAUGGAAACUCAACUAACACGGCUCCAUCAUCACCUUCUUCACCCAUAGCUAAUGAACCAAAAUACGAGAAGCGCUGGCUAGACACCCUAUCAGUUCCUCUGUCGAUGGCUCGAAUCUCGAGGUACAAAACCGGAACAGACAAAUUAAGAUCUAAUGCAUUUGAAGUGCUGGCACUCGAUGGAGUUAGUACUGGGAUACUUCAGUUUUAUACAGCCCAGGAGAGUGCUGACUGGCUGAGAGCAAUGUCAACUAACAUCAGUGAUUUGACACUUCAAAAUAUGAAAAUGGCAAAUAAAUGCUGUUCUCCCUCUGACCAGAUCAUACAUAUGGGAUGGGUAAAUGAGAGACUUGAAGGAACUGAUUCAUCUCAGCUCUACAAAUUCAAGUUUCUGGCCCUGAAGGGUUCAUCCUUCUACAUUUUCAGCACUCCACCGGUAAGCACACUAGACUGGGUACGAGCUGAAAAAAUCUAUAACCUCUGUGAGGUUCUAUUUAAAAUUCACAAGCUCUGGCUUGCUGAUGAUUGCUGGCUACAAGCAAACUUGUAUUUAGGUAUUCACCAGGACUUCGAUCUUGAAGACCAAAGGCCGUAUUGUUUCAGUGUUAUGGUUGGACAUGGCAAGAGCCACUAUUUCAAUGUAGAGCUGGGCAGUGAAUUGGCAGUGUGGGAGAAAUCAUUCCAAAGAGCAAUUUUCUUGGAAGUUCAAAGAACAGGGUCUAAAACAUAUAUGUGCAGUUGGCAAGGGGAUACCCUGUGUUUCACAGUCGACUUUGCUCUAGGAUUUACCUGUUUUGACAGUAAAACAAAGAAUGUGCUAUGGAGGUUUAAAUUCUCUCAGCUCAAAGGCUCAUCAGAUGAUGGGAAAACAAGAGUAAAGCUGCUUUUUCAAAAUAUAGACACCAAACAAAUUGAGACAAAGGAACUUGAAUUUCAGGAUCUGACGUCAGUUUUACACUGUAUUCACUCCUUUAUAGCAGCAAAAGUGGCAUCUGUGGAUCCAGUAUUCAUAGACAGUCAGAGUAUUGCAAGAAAAUAUAUGGUGACAAAGGUGUACCAGAAUUGAAUAUGGAGUAGGAAAAGACAACCAUUUGCUGAAGCAGCACCAUAAACAGCAUGUUGGGGAAGGAAGCAUACAAACACAGAGUUAUAAAAUUGGGCCCCAUCACAAAAUCAAGAGAGCCGCUUGUGAUUAGAAAUGAAUAAAAACAGGACCGUCUCUGUAUGUCCAAGUUAUCUUUAUGUCUUUAUUUAAACUCAAGACUUGGUUAAAAGGCUAAAAAUGAUCCCAUCUACAAAUGUGAUUUUGAGCAAAUGGGUAGUACUGUUGAUUUAAAUUAGAACAAGGCUCAUCAAUGAUUUAUAAAUUAAGAAGUGGUACAGCCUGGACUUAGGCACUGGACUUGAAUCACACUGAUGAUUUGUUAAUAGAAUUUCUGACAUUUUUUUCUCUAACAUGAUUAAAAUCUGCAUUAAAAAAUCCUAUUCACAAUGAAGCUAAAGUCAGCUCAGCUCUGUUCUCAGUGCAUGGCAUGGUUGUGCUACCCUGUUGAAAACACCAGAGCAUUUAAUAGAGGGAACGUGGCCAGGCUGUGCCAGAUGGCCUCAAGGAAAAAAAAAAACAAGUCCUGACAAUUUUAGUUAUAAAUUUAGAUGUUACCAGAGCAUUUCACUGAGUUAAUCUGACCUACAAUAUUUUGUUUUAUUUUUGUCUGUGUUCAUAAAGUCUGGGUGGCUGAGGCUGUGCUGAUACAAAGCUCAAGUUGUGGAAAUCUCACUGAAUUCUUCUAAGGUUAGGAUCUUAGAAAAAAGUAUUUCAAAAUCAUUCUUAACCUUGAGCCAGUAGGCCUGAAACUUAAAAAAUAAUGUUCUGGGGAGGAAGACUAAGCUCUGCCAAAUUUUGCAACCAUUAAUCUAAAGUCCUGUAUUAUAUCUGCACUACAUUAAUUCAUAAGUAACUUCAGACAAGGCAUGCCUUUUCCACAAAACCUUUAAAGUGCGUAAUCUGAUCAUUGCAGUGGCCUAAGCAGAAUUUAAAACUGCCUGAAUUUCUUUUUAAGUACAUGUCCAUAAAUGCUUCUAUCAAAAUGUUGUCAGUAUUUUAUAACACUUUCCUGCCCACCUGAGUAUCUCCCCUGUCACAGUGCUCAAAGUAAGGUCUGUAUAAUGGCAAUGCAAUUUUUCUGCUUUUUAUUUACUUCCAUGGUUGAUUUUUUUUUAAUACAGUUUGACUGUGACCUCCAGUAGGCUUUUUUAGAGGAGAGUGGGUGAAUGUUAGGAAGGAAGCACUUUUAUCCAUGCUCUCAUGAGGGGUGAUUUCUGUCCCUCUUUCCUGUGCAUGAGAAAUGGGAGAAAGCACUGCAAAAAUGGAAACAGGGAGGAAUGGACAGACAGACUGUGAAAUCUUAAAAAACUUCUUCACUUAGGUAUGAAAAACACUUCUUGGAACUCAUUUGACUCAUUAUUGGAACUUCAUCAGGAAAUUCAUCUUUCAGUGUAGUUCUCUUACUUUGAAUAGCUAUUAUUAAGCUAUGGAUGCUGAAGAGUUAAAUACUGCAAAGGAAAAAUGUAAAAUGAAUCAUGUAAUUGUGUAUAUUUUUAAACAAUGCUUCAAAAUGUUUAGGUACUUUUGUGAUGAAUCAUGUAGAAAAGCGAUUACCUUAUGUGAACUAAAGACCUUGUAGUAAAUUUAUUAAGUGCAAAACAGAUUUGUGUAGAAUGCAAGAGGAAAUCAAAUAUGUAUUCUAAUAUUGUUCAACCACAAAAAUUCUUAAGUAAAAUAUUUUUAUGAAAUUUGAAGUUAUCAAAUUCCAUGGACAUGACCCAAACUCCACUGCUGUUUUAAGUCCCCGUAAAUUAUACAGGACUUUGCUUGAAACAAAGAUACACAAUUUUAAAUAAUAAACAGAGGAACCAAAAUGCUUUUCUUUUCUAACAUUCCCUUGGUGCACAGCUGCCUACAUGUUCACUUAAAGGAUUCAUUCUUACUGAAAAAAACUGCUGACUUUUCAGUAGAUAAUCAAAAUCAGAACGACUCGGGCUGAAAGCCAUAAUCUUUUUUUUUUUUGGAGCAGUUGUCACAAUGCCCUGUACAAGUUUCACUUAUUUGGGUAUUCCGACCUGUACUUUAAAUGGAUCACAGAUAUUUUUUCAGUGCAAAGACAUGAUCUAUUAUGCAAGUUUACACAUCAGGAGGUGUGAGUGGCAGAAGCAUCUCAGCUGCAUAGAUCUCUAGGAUUGCAAGACAACCAAGAAGGGAAAGGAAGUUAAAUGUAAGAACUUUAUUUUUCUUUCCUCACUACUGAUUAUUCUUAAAACAUUAUUUCUGUUAUAUUUCUAGGCUAACUGUCUGUUUCUUAUGAGUCUCCAAAUUCCCAACUAUGAUGGAAAUGUCACACUCAAUAUUUAUUAAGGAAUUAAUGUAGAAAUUAGGUGUCCAGUCUGUGUUAAUCAUCUGGUCUCAAUCCCAUAACCAGUGGAUAGAAACCAGCAAAUCUGAGGAGUGCUUUAUUCCUUACUGCAAUAGAUGCCUAAAGCCAGUGGAAUAAAUAAUGUUCUGAGAAGGCAUCUUUCUCCAUCAACAAGCUGUACUACCAUAUAGAUUUUUGACAGCUCAAUUUUCUAUAGAUAGGUUUAAUAUCAGAUUUAUUGUAGCAAUACAAUUAAAGUAGCAAUCAUGGGCAAUGUUGCAGGAUUAUGAGGAUAAAAUAAAACAAUGCUGAAGUGAAUGAAAUUUAAAUCAGAAGUUUGUCAUCCCAUUUAACUGGCAGAGGAGAGGGAAGAAAAGGUUUUAGCCUGUUUUUCUAGCUAGGAGUUACUACCUGGGGCAUAGUAGAAAAUAUUUCUAAAAUAAUACAGUAGAAAUUGUAUUAAUUCAUAGAUGAGUUCUAUGUCUCAGGAGAUGCACUGACUCUUGGAACACAGAGCUACUCAUAAAAAAAUAUUAGAGACAUUCUACUGUAUCUCUAAGCACUUUGUUCAAUUAACAUUCAAAACUGAGCUAAAUUACUACUCUACAACAUCCAUAAGUAGAGUACAUAAUCAGCUCACUGUUUUCUUUUUGCACAGAAGACAGACAAGUAUUCCCUGGCGGAGCGAAUAUGAAUAUCAAAUUUGUUUUAGGGACAAAACUCCCUGUAUUUUAAAGUAGAAGUCCUUUACUGAGCCAGUGUGCUUCAUGCGUGGAUAGAACUGGAAAAAGCUGCUCUUAAAUUUUUCUCACUAAGACUUGGAGGAGUGCUAUGAUUUGCAUCUGUCUUGUACUUUAACUGAUUUCAAUACAAUGAAGAAUCUUUGGAAUAAAGGCAGGAGUUUUCUUCAUUUGCCUACAACUAAAAGAACAGUGGCUUCCACAAAAGCCCUAGCAGUUAUUGGCACAUAUCUAUCAUGGUACUUGAGAUAUAUUGAUGCUUUCACAGAACUUAAAAUAAGAAAUAUGUGCAGCCAGAGAGAAGUAGGAAACCGCAACAUCCAAAUGACUGCAGAGUUGAAUGUCACAGACAUUUCUGGGCUCCAGUUCUUUACUCAAGUCAACGAUAUUUAUCAGCAUUUGAAUUAUUAAAGAUUUAUUUCUCCCCAUCUCUAGGAUAUUCAUAACAGUUUGAAAGGAAAAAUAAUCAGAUUUGUAACCAAACAUAUAUUUAAUUUGCCCUUUACCUUCCUUUAGACCAAAGCACUGUGGAAUUUCAUUUAGCUCACUCAUAUGGUAGGUAAAAAUACUCUUACGACAGCAUCAGAUUCUGGGUUUCUGUUCACUCAGUUAAUUUAUUCCCAGUCCUGCAAAUAAUUUCCCUGAGUUUAUUUGCUUAUUGUAUUCUUUUGCACUUUAGAGUUUUAUUAAAAACUCAAAAUAUUCUUAACAUUCUUUUGUUUUGUUACAAUUGUCACCCUAAUACUAUAAAGCAAAGUGCUUCUAUGCCUUUUGUUGCCACAUUAACCGUUUCUAUUCUUUCAAUAUUUUUAAAUUUUCUUUUAAUUUCUUAAUUAGUUUCUCACUCAGUGUUUUAUGUACUGUAGAGAAAUAUCUGCAAUUGCAAUCAGGAAAUUAUACCUAAAAAGACAGUUUCUGAAUGCUCAUAUGAAAAGGAUCUAAACAAGGUUUCUCUGCUUUAAUCAUGCAGAUUUUUUACUAAUUUUCUUCCUGAAAAAAACUUGUACCAUACUUCAGUUUUGUCUGGUAUGUCAUGGUAUGCACAGCAGUGUAGUAGGUCUUUCCCAUGCUAAUUAUUAUACAGCCUUCAAUAGUAUGUGCCUUUCAUCAGUAGUAAAUCCAUUUAUGCGGCAUGCUUUCAUGUGAUUUUACUUGAUCUAUCUUAAAGACACAUAGGUUUUCUGGUUUUUUUUUCUUUAUUUAAAUAGCAUGGCCUGUCACCAAGCGGUUCUUUUCACUCAGAAUUGCUUAGCACUGCCUUCAAAGAAAAUAUUCUCCUAGUUUAACAUGACAUCUUUUGUUUUGUAACAAUACAGACAAGUAGGUAAGGUAUAGAUGUUAUUUUUUUUCAAUUAUUUUCAAUAAGCACAGUCUAUUCUCUACCAUCCAAAGCUGCACUACUUUCCCAAUAGGCUGAAAAUGCCUGUGUGAUAAACUGUGUCUAAGUGUGAGUCCCAUUUUUGCCUAAUGUUUUCUAAUCAGUUUCUUAAUUUUUUUAUUGGCGCAUUUUAAUUUACAAUAAACACUACCCCUAGAUUUAUCAUACCACUGUCAUUUUAUCAAGGUCAUUUUUCUGAAAGAUUAUAUGUUGUGUUCAUUUGUCACAGUUCUUUCAAAAAAAUCAAAUUUUUUUUUUUUUACAGGUGCAUUUUCAUCUCUUGGUCUGAAAAAAUUCAAUUGCCUGAAAAAAAAAUCUCUGUAGUUUUCUCCAACAAUUUGCUUCCUUGAUGUCUUGAUGUUAUUUUUUUCUCUUCAUUUUCCUUUUUUUUUAUUUUGACAAAAAAUGAGAAGAAAAUUAUAUGUGGAAUAAUAAGUUGCAUGCUCUGUCCUAUUUUUCUCUUUCUCACAUUCCUUUUUAAUCCUGACAUUCAAAACAUACCCAGAAUUAUGUCUCUGUGGCAGGAAAGCACACCAUCCAAAAUCAAAAAUUAAGAAUUCAAACUGUGAAAUAACCUCACAACUACAUCCAUGGGCAGGUUACUGUACACUAUUGUUUGGCACCUGAAUUUGGAAAUUGCCAGAACUGUGUGCAGCUCUACUUUAAUUAUCUGAACUGCAAAUAAAAUUGCAACUGAGGAAAUGAGUGUUUCAUUAAACAUUGCAAACUAGGAACAUUUCUAUAGCAUAAGGAAUAGGAGACAUUUUGGUAUCAGGCAUGUGGGUGUUUUUUAUAUUAAGAUGUUUUUCAAACCAUGUGGACAUAACUACCAAUUUGUGUCUGGCUGUUUUUUAUCACCUAGAAAAGCCAGAGACCAGUAAAAAAUACAUAAGAAGGAAUUUCCCAGAGUAGUUCAACUCUUCAGAAAAUUUCUUGUGUAGACAGACAUCUUGUCUUUGUAAUUUUAAAGCAUAAUAUACCAGAUUUUAAAAGCUGAACUCUACUUGAGAAUAUAACCCAGCAGCAUUCACUGUGUGCUACUUGCAAUUUGCAGACUGUAGGAUUUUCCCUCAGAAUCAACUUCCAUCUAACAAAGAACAAGCAGAUGUAUUUUAAACACCCACAAAAAUGAUACAGAGCUUUAAACCAGGGUAAGGUAGUGUCACAGGGUCAUCAAGGUUGGAAGAGAUCCCCAAGAUCAUCGAGUCCUGCUGCCCACCCAACAGUACCACUGUAACCACUAAACCACAUCACCUUGCUCCAGGUCCAGAGGCCUCUUAUAAACCCCUCCAGGGAUGGUGACUCCACCACCUCCCUGGGCAAGCUAUUCCAAUGUCUGGCCACCCUGACAGUGACGUUUUCUUUUCUAAUAUCUAAUCUGAAUCUCACUUGUCUCAGCUUAAGGUCAUUUCCUCUUGUCCUCUCACUGCAGGCACAGCAGAAGAGACCGACCCCCACCUCUCUGCAACCUCUUUUCAGAGAGUUGCAGAGAGCGAUGAGGCUCCCCCUGAGCCUCCUCUUCUUGAGACUGAAAAAAACACCAGGUCCUUCAGCUGUUCCUCAGAGGACAUUUUCUAGUCCUUUCACAAGCCUUGUUGCCCUUCUCACUCCAGUACCUUAAUGUCCUUUGUGAAAUGAGUGGCCCAGAACUGGACCCAGCACUCAAGGUGUGGCCUCACCAGUGCUAAGUACAGGGGGACAACCACUGCCCUGGCCCUGCUGGCCAAACCAUUGCUGAUACAGGCCAGGAUGCCAUUGGCCUUUUGGCCAUCUGGGCACAGACUGGCUCAUGUUAGCAGCACCUCCAGUCUUUUUCUGCUGAACAGCUCUCAAGCCACUCCUCCCCCAGCCCGUACACAGCGAGGGGUUGUUAUGACCCAAGUGCAGGACUCUUCCCCUUAUUGAACCUCCUGAAGUGGUUCUCAGCCCACUGAUGGAGUCUGUCCAGGUCUCUCCAUAAAGCCCUCUGCCUUCCACAAUCAGAUCAAUGCUCCCUCCUACCCAGCCUGGUAUCAUCUACAGAUUUACUGAGGGUGGACUCAAGCCCAACGUUCAGGUCUUCAUUAAGGUGUUAAACAGGACUGGCCCCAGUACGGAGCCCUGGGGAGCACCACUAGUGACAGCUGCCAGCCAGAGUGAGCUCCAUCCACCACAGCUCUCCAGGCCCAGGCAGACAGAUAUAGCUCUUACUCUUUGAAGAGCCUACCCAGCCAAGCUGCCAGCAGCCAGUUUUUCUGAGAGGAUGCUUUGGGAGAUGGUGUCAAACAUUUCGCUGAAGUCUAGACUGCCUUUCCCUCAGUCUAGACUCCACAGCCUUUCCCUCAUCAAUUAAGCUGGUCACUUUAUCAUAGGAGAACAUCAGGCUGAUCAAGCAAGACCUUCCUUAGGUGUUGAUAUAACUGUAGUUAUAUCAGCAUAUAUAUAUAUGUUAUAUGUUAUAUAUAUAUAUAUAUAUAUAUAUAUGUAAUAUGUUAUAUAUAUGUUAUAUAUUAUAUAAGUAUAUCAUAUAUGUGAUAUAUAUCAUAUUAUAUCAAUAUAUCAUACAUAUAUGAUAUAUAUAUAUCACCUUCUGUGAACUCUAGUUAGUAGGAACAGUGACAAUCCCAACUGUUAAAUGUCCUUGGGGGUUUCCUCGCAGGAAGCUCAAGAAACAGAGUUCCAUAAUCAACUUCCCCCUUGCUGAGCAGAUCUUGCAGUGGGAAAUGGAUGUAGCUGUUCUAGUAUUAUGUAUAAAUGAUUAUUUAGAUCACCCUAAAUGAAAAUUGAUAAGUUUGCAACAAUCUACUCACACUAGGAACUCACUUUUAAUUUCUAGACCUUCACAGUUGUUUUCUGCAGUUGUCGCUUGUUCAUCUUGUAAAGGCAGUAGUGGGCUAAUUUUAAGAAUAUAAAUAGAGAACAGUCUACUGGAGUGACUUCUCAUUUAAUUUCAAACAUUUAAUAUUUACAUAAUUAUUUUUUUUUGUGAGAAAAGAGUAGUUGUGAUGCACUAUGUGAUUACAGUCAAAAAGUCAAAACUUAUGUAAAAACCAUCUUGUAGUGGUUUUGCAUCUUGCAGCUGUCUCAUGAUAGCUGCAUUCACAAGGCUCUUGUCUGUAGACCACAAAGCUCUGCAAAAGCACAUAUAACCACGUUUUUGUAUGGCUAGCUUACUGCUGUUGAAUAAUAUUUUUUAUGCUAUAGCUGUGGCAGUGUUUGAAAUAAAGAGCAGGACCACAUGUUCUGCUCUAUAAACAGUUAAGUACAACACUGAUACUUAAAAGUAAUUUUAAAUAUUAAAUCAGUCGUGGGGGGAAAUAUAUUUAAACUGUAAAAACAUUCUCUCAAAUGAAAAACUUGGGAGAUGAACAGAAAACAAAUAAACAAAAAAAGCAAACUAAUGAGCUCAACUGGAACAGCAUGGAGCCAGGUGCUUGGGAAUAUGCUGAGUCCUGAGAAGCUGUUAUGCAGACCAGAGUAGGCAGCAUACGUGGUUACAAAUGUGUAGAGCAGGAAAGGAGAAUUAUUCAAUAAUUACUUGCACAGUGUGAGCAGAAAUACUGCUCAGUUGUUCUGGAACAGAGGUCCUAUCAGAGAAAGUGAAAUCUUUGGGUUUGGUUUGUUUUUUGUGCUUGUGAGGGAUUUUGCAAGUGCAAGUACUUUCUGUUUCUCUUCUUGAAGUGUGUAAAUGUAUAAUUCACAGCCCUGUUCCUCAGAUUAUAAUAUCAAUUAUGCCUUUUGGAGAAAAUUAUAAACGUUCUCUCAGAGGAAGAAAUUCCAUUCUCCAAGAGGUCAAAAUCACUGGUGGUCACUGAAUAUUUUCUCAUUUCAUUCCUCUGCAUUCACUGUACCCAUAGCAGGUACACUAAAAGUAUUUCUGCCGUUUUCUGUAUUUUUUCACUGAGCAUCCUUGAAUGGCUGAUGUUUUUUUCAUAUCUGGUCUAGAGCCUCUGGAAAUCAAAUUGUUUAUUCUCUUAAUUAAUUUAAUCAAAACUUCUUAUUUACAACCAAUAUUUUGGAAUUCUUAAAUUUCUCAAAGACAGAUGGAGAUAGGAGUUUAACCCUAUUUGGAAUUUUCUGAUAGCUUACUAUAUUGACAAUGUCAGUUGUUUCAAAUUUUUACACUGACAUGACAUUAUCAGGUGUACUUAAAUGAUUUAUUAUUCAUGCUUAUUGCAUUCUCUUUAUUCCAUGACAUGAACAAAUUGGAUAUUUGUUAUAUAAGCCAUGAUAUUUUUUUAAAAAUGGAAUAACAAUUUAUGAUGUUAGAUGCUCAGAUCUGUAUUUAUCUUUGUAUUGACUGGAAAUUAAAUUAAAAAAAAAAAAAAGAAACAAUUUGCAAUGACACUGGACAAGUUAAUUUAUAUUUAAUUAUUUUUGCAUAUUUUGUAGCAUAUUAGUUGAUUAUUAGUCCUGUUUCAAUAGAAAUAUGACCAAUGACUUAUGUUGACAGAGAUAACAAUCUGUAAAUCAGUUAUGAUUAUAUUAAGGAAUUUAAGGUUCUCGGGAUGUUCUCAGGUUAUACUUAGCUGCAAAAAAAAAUGGAGAUUACUUAAUUCUUUCUGAAAGUGCUAAGUGAAAAGAAGGGAAAACUAUGUGACUUUUUAUUUGAAAAAACUAGUUAUUAUGUGUCCUUGAAAUGUGUAUCAGGAGCAUUCCUACACGUGCUGUUGUAUCCAUAUUCCCAGGAAUUACUAUCUUAAAUACCGCAGUUUGUUCAGUGUGGGUGGCAGGCACCAUCAGUAGCUGAUCCACACAGUACAUCUGUGGGAAUUUCCUUCCCAAAAUAAUCAGUUUGAAAUAUGCAGCUGUUGCUUCUCCGCCCCUCCAUCAUGCCAUCUUGUUUGCAAAGUGAAAGGCAAUUGCCACUUCUUGGUGAAAACUUGCAAUAUGUGCUGGAGGAGAAGUGUGGAGAUUUUUCAUGAAAUCAGUGUUUUCUCCAGUGUAUGAGCAUCAUUGACAGUGAUGUCCAGAGCUGGUUCAUAUUCUGAUCAGUAACCCUCAAUGUGGCAUAAAUCUCACUCCUGGCUACUGUUGUUCAUGGGAAAAGAGGUGUAUAUUCCUUCAUCAUUCCUUCAUCAAGGAAUAUCCAUCAGAUAUUCCUUUUAAUGUUUUGGGUUUUUUUGUUUUUAUUUUAGCCCAAAGAAGAAAAAUAUAUGUAGACACUUUAUAGGUAAUGUUUCAAACUACUUCUAUACAUGCCUUUGAAAGUCAGUGGGCAUAGGCAGAAUUCCUUAAGAACUCAGGGCUUUAGGAUUAAAUAGUCAGUGGUGAUAUUAAUACUCAGGUAUUCCCCUCUGAUUGCCAUUUGUUCUUAUUCAUACCCUGUAAAUCUUUAUUGAAAGGAAAAGAUCAUAUUUUCCUCAGUAACUGACAUAAGUUCUGAACAAUCAAGUAUAUUGCAGCCUAUGGAACAGGAAAAAAGUGAUCUACAGCAGAUAACUGGCACAAGAUUUUCAGUUUUAAAAUGUUAUACAACACGAUCUCACAAGUUCUUUUUGAAGAAGAACAUUUGAAUUAGUAUACUCUAUUGCAGCCAGUAACUAUACCUUAUUAAAUGUUUCCUGACAAUUCACUACCUCUGUCCCAAAAAUGCAUUAGUUCAGCAGUCCAUAAUAGAGCCUAAAUAGGUGUCAAAAUUCUAUAUAGACACAUAAAGAUUGAAUACUAUUCAUCUUUGCCAUGUGGUAGUUAAAUGUUUGUUGAAGCUCUUUGGGGUUUUGUGUAUUGCGGGUUUCUUUCCUUUUUGGAGGAAGGUGGUACUGAGGGCUACAGUGCAACAAAAUAAGCCCAUAUAUGUGAUCAUCUUAGUGUAGAAAACUACUUGCAAGUAAUCCUAAUGAUCAAAAUAAAACUAACAAAAAUUUUUCAUACUCAUAGUGUUUUACAACUAAACGGUAUUCAUUACAUAUUUUACUACAUAUUUGAUGUGUUUCAGUUGACAAAUUAAAAAAGACAUCUGAAAUGCAGCAUUUUUUUGUGUGUGCAGCUUUGCUUUUGUUCCUUUUUUAUGGGAAAUGCAGCCUCUCAACAUGUGCAUGAUUAUAGAUUUGCAUAGUGUAAAAUUACUGUAAUUUUAUCUGUUCAGGAAGUCAGAAAGGGAUUUAAUAAGUAGUAAAAUUUAAACUAGGAAGUAAUAUAAAGGCAGAGUGUAUAUAUUUUGCACUUUUAAAUAACCUUUUAUAACGAGAAUCUAUUAUCGUACAGUAUACUGUAAUUCACUUUGUAGUGAUGCUAUUGUCACAGUAUUGUCUUUAAAACUGUAUAUGAAUGGUUUGUAUAUGUACACACUUCAAAAGUGAUUUCUACAAUGGAAUAUGUGCUCCCUGUCACUGUUAUUAGCAUCCAACUGGAGAAGUAUUCACCAAUUAUUUUUUUUUAUAAAUUAUGAAUGUACAGUGUAAAUUAGAAAAUCAAAUAUUGUAGCAUUGAAGAGAUGCACUUUAAAAAUGUAAAAGUGUAUAUCUCCAAGAGUGUUAUUUUGUAUAGAUGUUUUUG